Messenger RNA from Limanda limanda (common dab), 3138 nucleotides. RefSeq names its product tropomodulin 1 (gene tmod1). Bases 137 to 1291 code for a protein of 384 amino acids. NCBI's taxonomy places the organism in Eukaryota, Metazoa, Chordata, Actinopteri, Pleuronectiformes, Pleuronectidae. The transcript has 11 exons. Gene Ontology annotation, cellular component: striated muscle thin filament; myofibril. Gene Ontology annotation, molecular function: tropomyosin binding. The record is from RefSeq and is a predicted model, not a curated record. Gene Ontology annotation, biological process: muscle contraction; pointed-end actin filament capping; myofibril assembly.
CUCGCAGCCCGGCCCGCAGCGCGGCGGACCCUCGCAGGGCGACUGGAGGAAACCAUAUCUGGUCAAAGUAUUCGCUGCUGUCACCCGGUGGGACCGUCCGGCUAUAAAUAGCGCGGGAGGAGGUGCGCUGUCCAUCAUGUCGGUGAUGAGGAAGGAGAUGGAGAAGUACAGGGACAUAGACGAGGACGAGCUGCUGAAGAAACUCUCAGAGGAAGAGCUGCAGCGAUUAGAGGAUGAAUUAGAGGAGCUGGACCCUGAUAACGCGUUGUUGCCGGCUGGGAUGCGGCAGAAGGACCAGACUAAGAAAGCUCCGACGGGGUCGUUUCAGAGAGAUGACCUCCUGGCCCAUCUGGAGAAACAGGCCAAAGAGCAUCCUGACAAAGAAGACCUGGUGCCCUUCACAGGGGAGAAGAGAGGAAAAGAAUUUGUGCCUAAAAAGAGGGUGGACCCCAUCUUAGAGAACGUGACUCUGGAGCCAGAGCUAGAAGAAGCUCUAGCGAGUGCUACUGAUGCUGAACUGUGUGACAUAGCAGCCAUUCUGGGUAUGCACACCCUGAUGAGUAACCAGCAGUACUACGAAGCCCUGGCCAGCAGCACCAUCGUCAACAAGCAAGGCCUCAACAGUGUGAUCCAGUGCACUCAGUAUAAACAAGUCCCUGACGAGGAGCCAAACUCCACUGACGUAGAAGACACCCUGCUGAGAUUAAAGAGGAACGACCCUGACCUAGUUGAAGUCAACCUCAACAAUAUCAGGAAAAUCCCCGUCCCGACUCUGAAGGCGUACGCUGAGGCCCUGAUGAAGAACACUGUGGUGGAGAGGUUCAGUAUCGUAGGAACCAGGAGCAAUGACCCCGUAGCAUUUGCCCUGGCAGAGAUGCUGAGGGUGAACACGACACUGAAGAGCCUCAACGUCGAGUCCAACUUCAUCACGGGGACUGGAAUCCUGUUCCUCAUAAACUCACUGCAGUACAACACCACGCUACAGGAGCUCAAGAUAGACAAUCAGAGCCAACCGUUAGGCAACAAAGUGGAGAUGGAGAUAGCCAGCAUGCUGGAGAAAAACACCACACUGUUGAAGUUUGGUUACCAUUUCACCCAGCAGGGCCCGCGCCUCCGAGGCUCCAACGCCAUGAUGAACAACAACGACCUUGCCCGGGUUGUCAGGUCCGAGUCGGACGGCUCCUUCACCCUCACUCUGUCUGUUCCGGAGCUGGAGAGGGCCUUUGGGAAAAAGUUCAAGUCCAAGACUAAUAAGAAAGAGAAGGCUGGAGGGAGGACCCAUCUUCCCUAAGUGUCGGACGAAUGUGUAGAAACCAGGGUUACCUUCAAUCCCCGUGUUCCCUCCUUGACCCCCGUCACCUUUCCGGUGCCUCCUCUCGUAAACAACCUCUGACGACCCUUCAGAAGACCACGACCCCCCACCCCGGGUUCAGUUUAGGGUUGGGAGAAAAUCUCUUACUGACAGUUUUAGUAGAUAUUAGAGGAUCCAAUGGGAUUAAUCAACAUAGUCCUUAUGCGCUUUUGGUGCAUGCUAAAAUGAGCAAUAUUAUCUUGUUCUCUGAAGUUUGUUUUUCGACUCUGGUUUUAGUCUUGGACAACAACAUCUAUAGCUCUUUGUAUGAGCUUGAUCUCAUCUUGAAUCCUUAAGUAUCUUAGGAAGUGUCUAGAUUUCAUAUUGAAGGGCUGGAGGUCUGGUUUUUAAUGUGCAUCUAUUUGAGAGGUGAUGGGCCUAUUUCACAAGCCUUGUUCCAAUUGAGCUUAAUCAAUUAUAUCAUUAUUAUCAAUGUGCUGUAAAUGAUUUGCACGGUCAUCACUGUUGAUCCCAGCAGUUUCUGGUGUUGCUUCAACGUCAGCAUAUACAUACAAGGUAUUUCCUACCAACUUUACACAAAAAACAAUGUCCUUUUUAGUUUGACAGACAAAACUGAAAAAAAAAAUGCAGGAAAACUAUAAUGUCCCACUUUGACCCUGUCAUGACAGUUUGAUGUUACAGCCGUUUUUCCUACUCUGUUUGAAACUGUAUUUUAGUGACUCAUGUCCUCAGGAUUUCAGUUAUAGACAGAUUUGUAAACCUGUGAGAUUGUUUCUAUAUACGGAUUAUAUUUAUUUCUAACAGACCUGGGAAAGAGUCAGUAUCUAUUCAAAUACUUGGCAUUAAUUGGAUCUAUUGUGCUGGAUUGUGUAAUAAAAACAAUUUGCUGUAAAACAAAAUGUGAAUGUUACAUUAUCUAGCAUUUAUAUUAGCAGGCUCUACAGAGGAAUCCUUUUAGCUGCGUAUGACAACUGCCAAUUGAAGUUUUGUAUACCGAAAUUGGAUAAUCUAUGAACCCACUAUAAAAUAUUCUACUAACGACACCUUGUGAUAUCAAGGUAACUGUGGACGUUUUGACUAUGUGCCAACUCGUACAGUAUUUGAAUGGUUUUCUGCUGCACUUUAAACCAGGUCUGCUUUGUUGACUGUGUUUGUUUGUUUUUAUUUACUGCAGCUAAAAAAAAAAAGGUGUGCCUUAACAUGAAAUGAUUGGUAAUGUUGACUCACUGUUUAUUACGAGUUUCACAUUAACGUCUCAGUCGAGGUUUGGAUUAUAUCAUGAGUGGAUAUUUAGACAGAUUUAAAAACACAGGGAACCUCUAAUGUCUUUACAGCUGUCAGAUUACCAGAUCCACAGCCAACCAUGAUAAAUGCUGCCGUUUAUCUGGUAACAAUUCAUUUGAUUUCUUUUCAUUUUAGACUCAACAGCACAAUGAGAAAAAAAAAAGAGGAACUAGAGCAAUAAUGUCGCUUUUUCCAGAAAUGGUCUGCACACUGUUGAGAUGAGAUUUGUUAAUCUCUCCUACAAACAACUGUAACUGACGCGGACUCUCAGAGAUUAAAAACAGUCCGUUAACCCACUACUCUGUUCCUGUUUCGUCGGUGCUGUGGGUGUUGUGUUGUAAACAUUUGAAUACAGUAUCUGAAUGCUGAAAGGCAGCGAGGACUGGGCCCCUGCCACUCUUUUCUUCUGUCUGGUGUUCUCUGAUAUUUUAGUGCUUGACUCUUGUGUUUUGUUUGAUAGUUCACUUCUUUUUUUUGUUCUUUUUUUUGGGUUGAAGUUUUGAUUAGGGGAAAAAUAAAGCUUGAAAAUACAAAUCCGACAA